Balearica regulorum gibbericeps (East African grey crowned-crane) is the source of this 2535-nucleotide messenger RNA. RefSeq names its product cytosolic phospholipase A2 epsilon. Gene Ontology annotation, cellular component: cytosol. Gene Ontology annotation, molecular function: calcium ion binding; calcium-dependent phospholipid binding. The record is from RefSeq and is a predicted model, not a curated record. Gene Ontology annotation, biological process: glycerophospholipid catabolic process. NCBI's taxonomy places the organism in Eukaryota, Metazoa, Chordata, Aves, Gruiformes, Gruidae.
AUGACAGCAACCAUAAUGGAGCAAGAUGGUGUCUUGUCUCAGGAGCUGAUGGCUCAAACCGCUCGGCUAGGAGAAGGAAUUAAGCAGCUGAAUCCUGACGGGGAGCAGCAGAUUCCUGUUACAAAGAUAGAAUCAUCUCUGUGUUACUUACUGACUGUAAGAGUCAUAAGAGCAAGAAAUAUCCACCAGGCAGAUGUCUUAAGCCAGACUGAUUGCUACGUGAGCCUGUGGCUGCCAACUGCUUCAAGUGACAAAUUUCAGACUCAAACCAUCAAGAAUUGCAAAGAUCCAGUCUGGAAUGAAACCUUCUACUUCAGGAUCCAGAGUCAGGUCAAGAAUGUGCUGGAACUGGCGCUGUAUGAUAAAGAUGUGGUUACUCAAGAUGACCACCUCUUCACGGUGUACUUUGAUAUAGCCAAACUUUCCCUGGGAGAGCAAGUCUUCAUGCACUUCAAGUGCGAUUCACAGAGACAAGAGGAGCUAGAGGUGGGAUUUACAUUGGAUAAUAUUUCAGGUCCUCCUGAAACCAUCAUUACUAAUGGAGUACUAGUGUCUCGCAAAGUCUGCUGCUUGGAAGUCCAGGUGGUUGAGAAGAAGAAGAAGAAGAAGAAAAAAGAGAAGAAGUCCUUAUCAAAGAAAGAAUUCUCCUUUAAAGUGCAAGGCUCUUAUGAGGGCACCCAAGAAAUUAUGCUGGGAUCUGAUUGUGUCUUCAGCUCCUCCUCUCCUGCCAAAUUCCACUAUGCCAGAUACAAGCAGCCAAUGCUGGAUGUUAUGCUACCAGGGAAGAAACGACCUCCCUCCUUUUGCUCCCGUGUGUACGAUACAGGAUCUCCAAAUGUGGAACUUCAUUCCCUUCCAAGUGGCAAAAACAUGAUCUUAGCAGAGGAUAAAGGAUUUGAUUUAUAUGCGAAGGCAGAAGACUGCCCAGACCACCUUGAUGUGCGUUUGGGGUUUGACCUCUGCAUGCAGGAGCAAGACUUUCUGUGCAAAAGGCAGAAGUACGUUGCCCCUGCUCUGAAGAAGGUCCUGCAGCUGGAAGCAGAUCUGCUGGACCAUGAGACCCCAGUGGUGGCCAUCAUGACUACGGGAGGAGGGAUGAGAUCUCUGACCGCGCUGUAUGGCAGUCUGCGGGGGCUCAAGAAACUCAAUGUCUUGGACUGUGCCACGUACCUGACUGGCUUGUCUGGUACUACAUGGACCAUGUCAAACUUGUACAGAGAUGCUGACUGGUCACAAAAGGAUCUCGACAAGCAAAUCAGUGAGGCUCGAAAACAUAUGACAAAAUGCAAAAUAAAUUCCCUUUCCUUGAAGUAUUUGAAGUAUUACAAAAAGCAGCUGUGUCAACGGAAAAGAGAGGGCCGCAAAACAUCUUUUAUAGAUCUCUGGGGGCUUGUCCUGGAAUCUUUGUUACAUGAUGGGAAAGACAACCAUAGACUCUCUGAUCAACAACGGGCCAUUGAUCGUGGUCAGAACCCACUGCCUAUCUAUACUGCAGUCAAUGUCAAGAACAACUAUAGCACUCUGGAUUUCAAAGAAUGGGUGGAGUUCACCCCUUACGAGGUGGGAUUGCAAAAAUACGGAGUGUUUGUUCGCGUUGAGGACUUUGGCAGUGAGUUCUUCAUGGGUCGGUUGAUGAAGAAGGUCCCUGAAUCCCGGAUCUGCUUCUUAGAAGGCAUGUGGAGUAGUUUAUUUUCAUUGAAUGUGUUAUAUAUCUGGAAUUUGUCCCAUUCAUCAGAAGAUUUCUGGCACAGGUGGACCCGGGACAAAAUCGACAAUAUAGAGGAGGAACCCAUCCUACCGCUGAAGCUGCACGAACUGAGGACUCGCCUGUUCACGCCUCCCGGCCCCCUCGGCAGUGCUCUUCGCAGCGCUCUCACCGACCGCCUCUGCAUUGCCCAGGAGCACAACUUCCUAAAGGGUUUCCAGAUGCAUAAUGACUACCUGGAGAACAAGCACUUUUGCAGAUGGAAAGAUACUGUGUUAGAUACGUUUCCCAACCAGCUGACACAAUCAGAGGAAUUCCUGUCUCUGGUAGAUACGGGAUUUUUCAUCAAUACAAGCGUCAUGCCACUUUUAAAACCGGAGAGAAAGGUGGACAUCAUCCUGCAUUUAAAUUACAGUGCAGGAUCACAGAUACAGGCUCUGGACCACACCUGCAAGUACUGCUCAGAGCAGGGAAUCCUUUUUCCCAGAGUGGACUUGAGUGAAGAAGACAGGAAAAACCUGAAGGAGUGUUACCUCUUUGACAGUGCUGAGACUCCAGGAGCACCAAUACUGCUAUUUUUCCCACUAAUUAAUGACACCUUCCAAAAAUACAAAGCACCAGGUCAGAAGCGCUCAGAGUCAGAGAUGGAAGAUGGCAAAGUUGAUCUCUAUGGCUGCUGUUCCCCUUAUUCAACAUAUUCAAUUCAGUACACUGAGAAGGCAUACGACCGUUUGGUUCAGCUGGGUGAAUACAACAUCCUGAAUAAUGAAGCCCUCAUUAUGCAGGCCUUGCACACAGCAGUAGCACGGAAAAGGCAGAAAAAGAAAUAA